Messenger RNA from Vanderwaltozyma polyspora DSM 70294, 906 nucleotides. RefSeq names its product acetolactate synthase regulatory subunit (gene ILV6). The transcript has a single exon. Gene Ontology annotation, molecular function: acetolactate synthase regulator activity. The coding region runs from base 1 to 906 and encodes 301 amino acids. Gene Ontology annotation, cellular component: mitochondrial nucleoid; acetolactate synthase complex. Gene Ontology annotation, biological process: branched-chain amino acid biosynthetic process. The record is from RefSeq and is a predicted model, not a curated record. NCBI's taxonomy places the organism in Eukaryota, Fungi, Ascomycota, Saccharomycetes, Saccharomycetales, Saccharomycetaceae.
AUGAUUAGAUCAGUUUUCAACAAUAAUAUUAAAAGAACUUUGGUUCGUUGCAAUUCAUCCUCAACAUCUGCAUUGGCUUAUAAGCAAUCGCAUAAACAUACUAAAACUCCACCUUUACCAACUUUAAAGACUCCAUCAUGGAGUGCUGAUACUGCUGUUUCUUCAAUUUUAUAUGAAACACCUGCUGUUUCAAAAGAACCAAGAACUCAACAUGUUUUAAACUGUUUGGUUCAAAAUGAACCUGGUGUUCUAUCAAGAAUUUCUGGUACUCUAGCCGCAAGAGGCUUUAAUAUCGAUUCUUUAGUGGUUUGUAAUACUGAAGUUAAAGAUUUAAGUAGAAUGACUAUUGUUCUACAAGGUCAAGAUGGUGUCAUCGAACAAGCUAGAAGACAAAUAGAGGAUUUAGUACCAGUUUAUGCUGUGUUGAAUUAUACCAAAUCUGAAAUCAUUAAAAGAGAAUUAGUUUUGGCUCGUGUUUCAUUAUUAGGUGCUGAAUAUUUCGAAGAUUUAUUAUUACACCAUCAUCAAACUACUGGUAAUAUUGAUGACACUAAUUUAGUCACUGAGAUUAGAGAAAAGACUUUCCAUCCUUCUAAUUUACCAUUAAGUGAAGUUCUAAGAUUAAAACACGAGCACUUAAAUGAUAUUACUAACUUAGCUAAAAAUUUCGGCGGUAGAGUCGUUGAUAUCAGUGAAGGCAGUUGUGUUGUUGAAUUGUCAGCCAAGCCUUCUCGUAUUUCAGCUUUCUUAAAGUUAAUUGAACCAUUUGGUGUAUUGGAAUGUGCAAGAAGUGGUAUGAUGGCAUUGCCAAGAACACCAUUGAAGACGUCUGUCGAGGAAGAAAAUGAAGAUGCUGAAUCAAAAAUAAGUGAAAUUGUCGACAUUACACAAUUACCACCUGGUUAG